Emericellopsis atlantica is the source of this 468-nucleotide messenger RNA. RefSeq lists its product as uncharacterized. The coding region runs from base 1 to 468 and encodes 155 amino acids. Lineage: Eukaryota; Fungi; Ascomycota; Sordariomycetes; Hypocreales; Bionectriaceae. The record is from RefSeq and is a predicted model, not a curated record. The transcript has a single exon.
AUGGCGAAAAGAUCAGCGCGACCAGAGCGCACCAUGGAAGUCCUUCACGCCGCUGCACGUGCCGGAGGGGCGCUGACGAGCAUCCGCCUGCCCGCGCCUGCUGCUGCCUUGGGUGGAACUGGAGGAAGUGAUGGCAGUCUGCUGCUCAGGCUGAGCAGGACGACGCGAGGCAUUAUGAGCAUGCUUGCCAACAUUCGUGUCCACGUCUGUUCGGUCGUGACAGCAGCUGAAGGUAUCGGCAGCGCUUCAAAGGUCACGGUGCUCAGAGAGUGGACGCCUCAGAGCCUCAGAGCCAGAGGUUCCCAGGCAGCGCACGGCGACUUCCAGAAGGCCACAGAGAAGGCAGCAAAGAGACAUGCGCUUCUAAAGCCGAGCAGGGGUGGGUGGUUAGCGGACGACCAGGAUCCUGUCAGGCACGGCCGUCCGAAUCGUCGACAUAGGCUUGUGCCGAGUGUGGGUGUGACUUGA